UUUGCUUUUUAGAAAUCAGAUCUAUCUAACAUCUUUUACACUUAGUAGUUUGUGAGCAAUUGGUCACAUGGUAAAAUAACAUACUUCGCUAAUAAAUUUUAAUAUUCUUCAGUAAUGUAGUAAUAAUCAUACAAAGUACCUAGUUAUGAACAGGCCCAUUAUUACCCAAACGACAGUGUUAAUACAGCCCAGUUAUUUCCUUGAGUGAUGUGUUCCUCAUGUACAUCUCACACAAUCUUAGGAGUUGAAAAGGAACUUCAAAGUCAUUCCCUCUUGAGAAAUUUAAUUCUACUCUGACAAUUUGGUUAUUACCUGUUUUAAGCUACCCAUAAGAGCUAUUAAAAAAAAAAUCAUACUUUGGUUUAUAUGUUAGUUUUUUUCAUGAAAGAUGAGCUAAUCAUAAUUUCAAACAGUAGAAGGCAUACAUAUGUAGGUUUGGAAGGCAAAACGUCUUGCUAAUUUUGCUUCUGUUUGUAUGAAGUCAAUGAUGAAAUUAGUUCACAUUCUGACUUUCUUGGGUCUGUUAUAUAAGACUAAGAACAUAUCAGGCGAUAAGACAGAAGAAGGCUGGCUGAUCAUUAAAACUUUUAUUUUCUUUCCCCAGUUUGCCCGUUCACCAUAUAGAAUAUAUUACGCUACACUGGAUCAAGAGUUUAUUUAUGGAGAAAAAGAAGAUGCUCCAAGAGAUGGCCUUGAUAACAGUUAAGAAAGCAGGACACAGAGCUAGAAUGGGGAGAAAAAAAUUCGAACACAGACUGACAAGUAAAGGAUUAAAAGAUCAGAGGCUAUAGAUAUAGAUCUAUAUAGUUUUGGAAUAAUGGGGUCUCUAGAUUAAUAAGCACUUUGAACAAAACAUUUGAUUCUGUUUAGAUGAAAAAUAAAAGAAACUCUUUAUUCCCUUUGGACGAGGAGUAAAAGUUGUAAUGACAGUAUAGGGCAGGGAAAUUAAGCAGGAUUAUGUUUUGGGAUUUCCCUAAGAGACAAAGAUAGCACUGAAAUGGUUGCUUGAGGUGCCAUUCUCUUACUUACAUAUAAAAUCACAAAAGCACCUGAAGAAUUAAAGAAUCAAGAUUGCUAUUCAACAGCUGAAAAACGGAACUCAAUUUAUGAAGCACAGAAUAUCUUUGAAAAAGAGUAUGAUGCAAACAGUUUUUUCAGAGUCUGUUUAUAACUAAAAGCACUUACGCUAAUUUUAUUCUGUAUUCUAUUUGUAGCUCUAAUCAAGUAUGACAUUUCAUAGUGGAGCCCAAACAAUAAUUACUUUCCUGUGACUGACACACAGUUAAAAUAAAAACCUCUUUGGCUCUACACAAUGGAACAGAGAAACAAACAGAAAACCUGCUGGCUUUAUAUGUAGAAACAAUCUAUACACUAAAGAAUGACUAAAUACAUGAUCAGUUUUUUUAAAAAUGAGAAAAUCACUUAUCAACUUAGAACAUAAAACAUGGAUAAAAUAGCAAAUUACUAGAUUCUUUACUAAGGAAUAUUUUUAAAAAAGGAAUUUUAUCUAAUUUGUACUCUGAGCAAAUAAAACAUGUAAUUAACAUGAAAUCAAAUUACACAUGGUACUAGCAUUUUUUUGUUUUUUCACUGAGUAGUUGGAGAGGGGUGAGCCUUAGAGCACAAAGGUACCUUACUUUGAAAAAAUCACCUAGUAAGCUGGGCACAGUGGCUCACACGUGUAAUCCCAGCACUUUGGGAGGCCAAGGCGGGUGGAUCACCUGAGGUCAGGAGUUUGAGACCAGCCUGGGCAACAUGGCAAAACCCCGUCUCUACUAAAAAUACAAAUUAAGAUGGGCGUGGUGACAAGGGCCUGUAAUCCCAGCUACUCAGGAGGCUGAGGCAGGAGAAUCGCUUGAACCCAGGAGGCAGAGGUUGCAGUGAGCUGAGAUCAUGCCACUACACUCCAGCCUGGGCGACAGAGCGUGACUUCAUCUCAAAAAAAAAAAAAAAAAAGGAAGAAAAAACUACCUAAUAAGAAAGUUUAAGUCUGUAAGGGUACCCUUCAUAACCCAUUUGCAUUCUGGUUGCUUCCUUUUUUGAAAGAAGGGCAGAGCUACCUCUCUAGUAUGCACAGAGGUGUGCAGCCUAAAUGAGAAGGUAUUCAAGACCCUACUAGUGCCUGACAUAAUGAAUGUCAAUUUCAUUGACGCAGUUCUUGGUAUAACCAAAAAAGCUUGAGAUGGCCAUGAUUAUGUAUGACUAGCUCUUCUUUAACAUUUUUCUUAACAUUAUUUCUGCUAACAUUAUUUCAAAGAGCUACAAAGAUUUAACCAAAGGGAGAAGGACAAAAAACUACCAAUUUUACCCUAUUAUUUAAAGCAGGAAGUUCAAAUAAGUAGCUUCUCUCAUAGAUAGAAAUUAAUGUUGGCCGGGCGCGGUGGCUCACGCCUGUAAUCCCAGCAUUUCGGGAGGCCGAGGAGGGCGGAUCACGAGGUCAAGGGAUUGAGACCAUCCUAUCCAACACGGUGAAAUCUCGUCUCUACUAAAAAUACAAAAAUUGCUCUUCCAUUGGAGGCCUACACGCCGCCGCUUGUGCUGCCACCAUGUCUCUAGUGAUCUCUGAAAAGUUCCAGCAUAUUUUGCGAGUACUCAACACCAACAUCGAUGGGCGGCGGAAAACAGCCUUUGCCAUCACUGCCAUUAAGGGUGUGGGCCAAAGAUAUGCUCAUGUGGUGUUGAGGAAAGCAGACAUUGACCUCACCAAGAGGGCGGGAGAACUCACUGCGGAUGAGGUGGAACGUGUGAUCACCAUUAUGCAGAAUCCACGCCAGUGCAAGAUCCCAGACUGGUUCUUGAACAGACAGAAGGAUGUAAAGGAUGGAAAAUAUAGCCAGGUCCUAGCCAGUGGUCUGGACAACAAGCUCCGUGAAGACCUGGAGCGACUGAAGAAGAUUCGGGCCCAUAGAGGGCUGCGUCACUUCUGGGGCUUUCGUGUCCGAGGCCAGCACACCAAGACCACUGGCCGCCGUGGCCGCACCGUGGGUGUGUCCAAGAAGAAAUAAGUCUGUAGACCUUGUCUGUUAAUAAAUAGUUUAUAUACCUAUGAAAAAAUUAAAAAAAAUACAAAAAUACAAAAAUACAAAAAUAAAAAUACAAAAAUUAGCUGGGCGUGGUGGCACGCGCCUGUUACUUGGGAGGCUGAGGCAGGAGAAUCACUUGAACCGGGGAGGCGGAGUUUGCAGUGCGCCCAGGUCACGCCACUGCAUUCCAGCCUGGUGACAGAGCUCCAUCUCAAAAAAAAAAAAAAAAAGGAAACUAUUCAUUAAAAAAAAAAAAAAACUUAUACUUCCAACUCAGUAGACUGCUCGACAGGAAUUAAAAUUCAGAAUAUUCUCUAGUUAAGCCCCUAAGACAAACUUGACAGUGUUUUCAAAAAAGUGACUAUCUGCCGCAAAAUUACCAAUUUCGCAAUAUCCAUGGUAUGACAUAUUUUAACUAUGAUUCCUCUGCACAAUUUCAUUAAAAAUAUCUGACAUUCAAAAAUGGCUUAAACGUAACAGCACUACUUUCUUGUAAUGGCAAGGAGACAAAUUAUGUAGAAGUUAAGGGAUAUUUACUUACUCUAAGUUACCAAGAAAAAGACCAUAAUAAUUUUUCUGAUACCAAUUAGCAAAGUAAUUCUAUACUACUUCUCCCCACAUGCUAAAAUGGAAACAUCAAUAUUCAUACUAUAGAACUAAUAACCCUCAACUGAAAGAAUGACAGGUAAAUUAUACAGUGGAUUUAUAAUGACACUCAAGGUACAUUUUGACAGCACAUUAAACACGUCUGCUACCCUCGGUCAAGACAGUUAACGAGAUGGCCUUAAAAUCAACACAUGAUUCUUUAGGCUUUUCCUCAAACUACUUCUAAAAUUUUUUGCUUUUCCUCAAACUACUUUUAAACUUUUAUGUAAUUUUAUCACACAAUUUCCAAGACAAUUUUUUUUGGAAAAAAAAUUCCCUAGUGAGAAAGUAGUAGAUGGUUUGAAUUUAAAUUGUUCUUUCAUAAGGUAUUUUACUAGUUAUAAAAAAAAAAAAAGGCAGGGGGUGGGGAGGGAACAGAGAGAUGGAGUUCCAGCUUAACUAACAGAACUGUACGUGUUUUUUAAAAAGGAAAUCCUGGGUCCCAAGUAAUUAACAUUACACUUAAUCUUUUCAAUAAAGGCAAUUCACAUGAAACAUUAUAUUAGUAGGUUUACUAGUGGCCUUCAUAUGCUAUUAAUCGUUUCUAUUUUCUCAUAUUAAAUAAUUUCGGGAAUGAUAACUGAAGUGGUCAGAAUAGAGAAUAAUGUUUUUAGAACAUUUUAAACAGCUCGCACGUGUUAAGUCACUUGUCUUGUUAUGUGCAAAGAGGGAGCUGGAGAGAUUACGUUUCUUUUCCUUCACGCACAAGACCAGAAUUUAGGGAGUGGAAUGGACAGAAUAAGGACAGCUGUAACCUGAGUUUAACAUCGUAACAAAAUACAGGAAGAGUCACGCUAGACUAUUUAGUCGCCUAUCUGGCAAGCGGUCAGCUGGCAACAGCCUAAGGGAGAUACUUCAAAGAAAGGCAACCAAACCUUAGCCCUAGACCCCGCCGCUUAAACCAGAGGGCAGGCAAAGGCAUUCCUCUUCCCCUCCAUCACCUCGGCCCAUCC
This is a messenger RNA of Pongo pygmaeus (Bornean orangutan), 4621 nucleotides long. RefSeq names its product small ribosomal subunit protein uS13-like. NCBI's taxonomy places the organism in Eukaryota, Metazoa, Chordata, Mammalia, Primates, Hominidae. Gene Ontology annotation, cellular component: cytosol; ribosome; small ribosomal subunit. Gene Ontology annotation, biological process: translation. The record is from RefSeq and is a predicted model, not a curated record. The coding region runs from base 2547 to 3005 and encodes 152 amino acids. The transcript has a single exon. Gene Ontology annotation, molecular function: structural constituent of ribosome; RNA binding.